AUGGGUCUUAGAGGUGUGCAGCUUGGUCUCAGAGCCUGGGAGUUCAUAUGGUCCCUGCUCAUCAUGGCCCUCAUCGGUAAUAUGAUCGCCGAGGCCUUCGCCGGGAACCCUGGGACCGUAAACUACGCGAUCUACACAUCGGUCUUCUCAAUGUUCACGUUGUUCUACCUGGUCCCGGCCUCGUUCAACCUUGACUGGGCCCUCCACCCCAUCAUCAUGAUCGUCCUCGACGUGCUGAACUGCAUUUUCUUCUUCUGCGCUGCCAUCGCCCUCGCUGCGAAGCUCGAGUGUCACUCUUGCAGCAACACGGAUUACCUCAAUAGGAAUGAGAUCACCAAUGGCUCAAACAACAAGGAAAAGCGCUGCCGUGAGGCCCAGGCCUCUGUUGCUUUCCUCUGGUUCGGCUGGGCGUGCUACAUGGCCUCCGUCAUUGUCUCUCUGUUCAUGUCCCGCUCCGCUACCCCCUCGCGCAGCCGCCGUGCUAACAGCAGCCGCCGGGCCCCCGCCAUGGCCCAGGUUUAA
Penicillium concentricum is the source of this 522-nucleotide messenger RNA. RefSeq names its product MARVEL domain-containing protein. Gene Ontology annotation, biological process: protein localization to plasma membrane; eisosome assembly. Lineage: Eukaryota; Fungi; Ascomycota; Eurotiomycetes; Eurotiales; Aspergillaceae. The transcript is spliced from 3 exons. The coding region runs from base 1 to 522 and encodes 173 amino acids. Gene Ontology annotation, cellular component: plasma membrane; eisosome. The record is from RefSeq and is a predicted model, not a curated record.